UGGCUGUGAGUCAUGGUCACGCGCCUCUCUGGGUGUUUCCUGUUCAAAGUUUACUUUCACUUUCUCUGAACGUCGAGUCGCAGAUAGUUUUCUCCUCUGAAGCUGCAGCUGAAGGUAAUGUAACCCGUCUGAAGUGUUUGACUCGUUAACACAAGCUGUCGGCAGCUUAGUUCCACAGAAACAGCAGAAAGCUGCCGCUCGACGCUUCAUUUUAACUCAGUUUAACUGAGUUUCACUGGAAACUCGGGACGAAGGAGGCCAAACAGCCGCCAUUAAUGUUACAAAUCUCCGCCAUGUUGUGUCAAGCUGUUAGGCUCGUCGCUUCAGUUUAACUGGAAACUGUAUUUUUGAAUUGAAUAUUUCUGCUGCUUUAUAGUUCUGCUCUGUAUCUGCCUAUAUUUGACUGUUUACUUCACUGCGUGUUGUUACUUUUCAGAUUCAGAUUCACUAUUAAACAUUCAACUUCCUCAAAGUGUAUAAAACAGUUCAAAGUGGCUCCACCUCAGCCAGCUACAACACAGAGUUGUAGUUACACAUCAGUGACACAAUAAUAAAGUAAUAAUAUAACAGUGACAGCAGCCGUUCAGAUACACUUUGGUCUCAGAGAUGAAGUAGAAUAUUUGUUGCUGCCACAUUAGUUUGUCUGAAGUUCAGGUUCGCCUCUGUGGACUUUGGGCUCCUUAUCGAGGUUGAAGGUUCAGCUUUAUUGUCUUUAUACAACACAGGAUGGCUCAAUACAAUACAGCUGUAGCUCCUCCACACUGCACACACAGAACAGGUCUGAACAAAUAUUCACAAUAUUUUAAAUGAGAACGAAACGAAACAGAACAAAGUAUAUAAAAGUAUCACUAAAGGAAGAAAUCAAACGGAAACUAAAUGAAUACGAAGAGCAACGUAACAGAAUAACUCUCAGAAGCAGUUUAAUGUACAGAACAGUGUGCGCCUCCAACAUGUAGAGCUGAGGUCCAUUACAAUCAUUUGGGCGAAGCGACACUUUGCGUCAAACGCACUCGGACAAGUUUAAUAAGAAUCAUUCAGGCGUAACUGAAAGUUUAGUUUUGAACUGACUGAAUAUUAAAGAAACUGAAGCUUCCCGUCAAAUUCAAUCAGCGUGUCGGUGAAGGUAAAUCUGCACUUCACUGCAGCUUCAUGACGCCAUCUAGUGGCCUGAUAGUAGAAGUCCAGCAGCUGAUGGCAGCUUCCUCUGCCUCACUGCUGUCUGACUGCAUUCAGCUGACACUGAUAUGAAACAGAAAGUAACAGCCAAUCACUGGAGGAGCAGCUGAUCUUCUUACAGGAGAAAUGAUGGAAAGGAGGAUUUCAGUUGAUGUGCAGAUGAAGGAUUUGUGUUUCCUCUCCAGAUCAAAGUGUGUGUGAGCUGAUGUGGAUGUGAGUUCAGCAGCAUGAAUCAGUGUGAGGACAGAGAGGAGGGAGCCCCUCCCUCUAAAACCAGUCUGUGUGGGGAACAUGGCAGCCAGACCAGAGCUCAGAGGCCAGAGCAGCAGAGACCAGACUCUGCUGGACCUGGACCUGAGUCUGAACCUGAGCCCAGCUGUGUGUCCUUCAAGAGUGACCGGUCAAAUGAUCGCCUCAUUCUUUUCAAAGGACCAGCUUCACCACUGACAGAGAGGAAGCUGGAAAAACCAGAACCCAGCUGUGUGUCCAUGAAGAGUGACAGGUCCAUGGAUCCUCCUAUAUUCUUCAAAGAUGGACGUCACUCUGCUGAUCAAAGAGUCGACCAGGAGAGCUCAGAGGUUCCCAGUGGUCAGUCUGCCCAGCAGCAUCAAACACACCUGGACUCCAUAUUUAUGCUGCUGGAGGAGAACAUUGUCACUUUUGUGACGAACGAGCUGAAGAAGAUCCAGAAGGUUCUGAGUUCAGAUUACCCAGAAUGCUUAGAGAGUCAGAGGGAGGAUGAGGAGGUGUUGGACGGUGAGGAGGAAGAGCAGAGGAGGAGCAGCAGAGAGGCAUUUCUGAAGAUCACACUGCACUUCCUGAGGAGAAUGAAGCAGGAGGAGCUGGCUGACUGUCUGCAGAGCAGAAGUCAUUCUGGAGUUUGUCAGCGUAAACUUAAAUCUAACCUGAAGGAGAAGUUCCAGUGUGUGUUUGAGGGGAUCGCUAAAGCAGGAAACCCAACCCUUCUGAACCAGAUCUACACAGAGCUCUACAUCACAGAGGGAGGGACUGCAGAGGUCAACCAUGAACAUGAGGUCAGACAGAUUGAAACAGCAUCCAGGAAACCAGACAGACCAGAAACAACAAUCAGACAAGAAGACAUCUUUAAACCCUCACCUGGAAGAGAUGAACCAAUCAGAACGGUGAUGACAAAGGGAGUGGCUGGCAUUGGGAAAACAGUCUUAACACAGAAGUUCACUCUGGACUGGGCUGAAGACAAAGCCAACCAGGACAUACACUUCACAUUUCCAUUCACUUUCAGAGAGCUGAAUGUGCUGAAAGAGGAAAAGUACAGCUUGGUGGAACUUGUUCAUCACUUCUUUACUGAAACCAAAGAAGCAGGAAUCUGCAGGUUUGAAGAGUUCCAGGUUGUGUUCAUCUUUGACGGUCUGGAUGAGUGUCGACUUCCUCUGGACUUCCACAACACUAAAAUCCUGACUGAUGUUACAAAGUCCACCUCAGUGGAUGUGCUGCUGACAAACCUCAUCAGGGGGAACCUGCUUCCCUCUGCUCGCCUCUGGAUAACCACACGACCUGCAGCAGCCAAUCAGAUCCCUCCUGGGUGUGUUGACAUGGUGACAGAGGUCAGAGGGUUCACUGACCCACAGAAGGAGGAGUACUUCAGGAAGAGAUUCAGAGAUGAGGAGCAGGCCAGCAGCAUCAUCUCCCACAUCAAGACAUCACGAAGCCUCCACAUCAUGUGCCACAUCCCAGUCUUCUGCUGGAUCACUGCUACAGUUCUGGAGGAUGUGUUGAAGACCAGAGAGGGAGGAGAGCUGCCCAAGACCCUGACUGAGAUGUACAUCCACUUCCUGGUGAUUCAGUCCAAACUGAGGAACGUCAAGUAUGAUGGAGGAGCUGAGACAGAUCCACACUGGACUCCAGAGAGCAGGAAGAUGAUUGAGUCUCUGGGAAAACUGGCUUUUGAGCAGCUGCAGAAAGGCAACCUGAUCUUCUAUGAAUCAGACCUGACAGAGUGUGGCAUCGAUAUCAGAGCAGCCUCAGUGUACUCAGGAGUGUUCACACAGAUCUUUAGAGAGGAGAGAGGGCUGUACCAGGACAUGGUGUUCUGCUUCAUCCAUCUGAGCGUUCAGGAGUUUCUGGCUGCUCUUCAUGUCCAUCUGACCUUCAUCAACUCUGGUGUCAAUCUGCUGUCUGAACAACAAUCAACCUACCAUGAAUCAGCAGUGACACAGUUCUAUCAGAGUGCUGUGGACCAGGCCUGGCAGAGUCCAAAUGGACACUUGGACUUGUUCCUCCGCUUCCUCCUGGGACUUUCACUGCAGACCAAUCAGACUCUCCUACGAGGCCUGCUGACACAGACAGGAAGUAUCUCAAAAAACAGUCAGGAAACAGUCGAGUACAUCAAGAAGAAGAUCGAAGAGACUCCCUCUGCAGAGAAAAGCAUCAAUCUGUUCCACUGUCUGAAUGAACUGAAUGAUCGUUCUCUAGUGGAGCAGAUCCAACAGUCCCUGAGUUCAGGAAGUCUCUCCACAGAUAAACUGUCUCCUGCUCAGUGGUCAGCUCUGGUCUUCAUCUUACUGUCAUCAGAAAAAGAUCUGGAUGUGUUUGACCUGAAGAAAUACUCUGCUUCAGAGGAGGCUCUUCUGAGGCUGCUGCCAGUGGUCAAAGCCUCCAACAAAGCUCUACUGAGUGGCUGUAACCUCUCAGAGAGAAGCUGUGAAGCUCUGUCCUCAGUUCUCAGCUCCCAGUCCUCUAGUCUGAGAGAGCUGGACCUGAGUAACAACGACCUGCAGGAUUCAGGAGUGAAGCUGCUGACAGCUAGACUGGAGAGUCCACAUUGUAAACUGGAAACUCUCAGACUGAGUGGCUGUAACCUCUCAGAGAGAAGCUGUGAAGCUCUGUCCUCGGUUCUCAGCUCCCAGUCCUCUAGUCUGAGAGAGCUGGACCUGAGUAACAACGACCUACAGGAUUCAGGAGUGAAGCUGCUGACAGUUGGACUGGAGAGUCCACAUUGUAAAGUGGAAACUCUCAGGCUGUCAGGCUGUCUGAUCACAGAGGAAGGCUGUGCUUCUCUGGCCUCAGCUCUGAGCUCCAACCCCUCCCAUCUGAGAGAGCUGGACCUGAGCUACAAUCAUCCAGGAGACUCAGGAGUGAAGCUGCUGUCUGCUGGACUGGAGGAUCCACACUGGAGACUGGACACUCUCAGGGUGGAGCCCGGUGGAGUCCGAUGGCUGAGACCAGGUCUGAGGAAGUAUUCCUGUGAACUCACACUCGACACAAACACAGUGAACAGAAACAUCAAACUGUCUGACGACAACAGGAAGGCGACACAUGUGAAGGAGGAUCAGCCAUAUCCUGAUCAUCCAGACAGGUUUGACUGCUGGCCUCAGCUGCUGUGUAGAAAUGGUCUGACUGGUCGCUGUUACUGGGAGGUCAAGUGGAGAGGAAGAGUUGAUAUAUCAGUGAGUUACAGAGGAAUCAGCAGGAGAGGAGACAGAGAAGACUGUGUGUUUGGAUGGAAUGAUCAGUCCUGGAGUCUGAGCUGCUCUGAUGGUCGUUACUCUGUCUGUCACAAUAAGAGAGAAACAUCCAUCUCCUCCUCCUCCUCCUCCUCCUCCUCCUCCUCCUCCUCCUCCUCCUCCUCCUCCUCCUCCUCUUCUAACAGAGUAGCAGUGUAUGUGGACUGUCCUGCUGGCACUCUGUCCUUCUACAGAGUCUCCUCUGACACACUGAUCCACCUCCACACCUUCAACACCACAUUCACUGAACCUCUUUAUCCUGGCUUUGGGUUCUUCUGGUCCAGGCCUGGUUCCUCAGUGUCUCUGUGUUCUCUGUAGGAGGGAGAGUCUCCUCCUGUUAGAGAAACACAUCAGUUGAGUCUGUACAGGAUCACAGCUACAGAAAUCUUUCAGGUUAUUGUCAUAAAUUCAUCAAUGAACUCAAAGUGAUUUUCAAAGCUUCUCCAUCUAACAGCUGGAAAUAAAGCCCAACAUUUUCAU
This is a messenger RNA of Siniperca chuatsi (mandarin fish), 5138 nucleotides long. Its product is annotated as NLR family CARD domain-containing protein 3-like. Gene Ontology annotation, molecular function: protein binding. The record is from RefSeq and is a predicted model, not a curated record. NCBI's taxonomy places the organism in Eukaryota, Metazoa, Chordata, Actinopteri, Centrarchiformes, Sinipercidae.